Exaiptasia diaphana is the source of this 5843-nucleotide messenger RNA. RefSeq lists its product as uncharacterized. Gene Ontology annotation, biological process: attachment of spindle microtubules to kinetochore; protein localization to kinetochore. The record is from RefSeq and is a predicted model, not a curated record. The transcript is spliced from 26 exons. Bases 109 to 4425 code for a protein of 1438 amino acids. Gene Ontology annotation, cellular component: nucleus. NCBI's taxonomy places the organism in Eukaryota, Metazoa, Cnidaria, Anthozoa, Actiniaria, Aiptasiidae.
AGUUUGUUGUCAACGGCUAGAAAGUAACUCCAAGUUAUUCGCUUUUCUCGGUUCUUGAUAAGGAAAAAUAAUUGAGGAGCCGUCCUCUAUCCAACUUAAAGUAUUUGGAUGAAUAAAAGCGGCGACAUUUUGGGUUAUUCCACGAUGGAAUCUGUUAGACAGCGAAAUGACCCUGACUCGGAAAACAGACUUUCUCUUGGUGGUAAAAAUAGAUCAAAUCGACGUUCAUCGAUUCUGAAAACUUCCAAAUCUCCAAUGAAAGCUCUUGAAGAUAGAGACCCUAAUUCUAUGGAAAGUGACAAAGAAAACAGGGACAUGAAAUCCAGAAGGUCUUCCAACAGACGAGUAAGCUUUGCUCAAACCUACGAAGUCAAGGAAUUUUCCAAAGAUGACGGAUGGAGUGAAUGGGAAAAAGCAAGCAUAUCAAAUACAGAUAAAAAAAUAGAGAAAGAAGAAUACCUUCCAAGUGAAUAUAGACCAGCAAAUGUUACAAUUAAAGGACUGGAAUCCUUGCUUAAAGGAGAUAUUCAAAAUCCAGAAAGACAACAGCAGGCUGGAUCUGAUAUGGAUUUUAUCACAUUCUGUACCAGUGCUUUCAAUGAACCCAGCCAAUCAGACUUGAACAGAACUGUUGGCUUCAGUAAUGAUGAUACACUUGAUCUAACAUGCCAUGGUCAAGGGGUAAUUGACCAUGAAAACAGAGCACCAAAUGUUACUUCCAAUUAUGACAACAUGGACUUUACAGUUUGUCAGCCCAAAAUGUACUCAGAUGAAACUGCUGAUUCCACUAACAGAACAGAACAUACACUAGAUAUGACAUGUCAUGGUCAUGGAGUAAUCACUUCUGAUGAUUGUUAUCAAGGACCCAAAUUCUGCCCUAGUUCAUUUCUACAAUCCUUGGUGGUGAAGCCAUCUCAAGAGUUUGUCCCUUCAACUAGUAUAUCUCACACAACAGCACAACAGCAUCAAGUAACAGCUCAGCAACCUCAAAAGACUGAUGCUGCAAGUCUAAGUUCAACUGAGCUUCCAAAGCAAGUUGCUUCCCAGCAAGGAAGUACAAAUGUGCCCAGCAGGUCAUUCCUUGAAAGUCUUGUUACUUCAACACCUUUCAAUGAUGAUGAAGAAGAAGAGAUGGAAAUGACAACAUGUCUUGAAGUACCUCUUGAGACCACCAAUGAAACAAUGCCAGACUCCUCCAUUGUCCUUGAAGUUGGACCACAACAACCAACUUUGUCAUCCAAGCCCAAACAGGGAAGGAUGUUUUAUGAGACACAGAUGGACAUGACCAGUUGUGUGUCAUCCUCUAUGACGCCCCAAGGACAGUCUAUGGCACAAGUAGCACAAAUGGAUAUGCCCUCUAUAAUGACUCAGACACAUUCUGUGGCACAAGGGAUGGGUCAUGUCCCACUUUUAGCAAGGUCCCUAGGUAAUUCACAAGAGGCACAAAUGGACAUGACAACUUGUUUACCAUCCUCUACAAGAACCCAGGGACACUCCAUGGCACAAGAUGCACACAUGGACAUGACAAUUUGUGUACCAUCCUCUAUGAGAACCCAGGGACACUCCAUGGCACAGGAGGCACAUAUGGACAUGACAACUUGUGUACCAUCCUCUACAAGAACCCAGGAACACUCCAUGGCACAGGAGGCACACAUGGACAUGACAACUUGUGUACCAUCCUCUACAAGAACCCAGGGACACUCCAUGGCACAGGAGGCACACAUGGACAUGACAACUUGUGUACCAUCCUCUACAAGGCCUAAUGAACAUCACCCUGUAAAAGACGCAAAAAUGAACACGGUAGCUGUUGUAGAGUCACCUUCAAGGACCCAUUCUAAGAUGCCAGAGACACAAAUGGACACCAGUGCCUAUUCUCUCUUAGUACAAGAAGACCAAGCUUUACCAACAACAGCACGUGAUAUUUCACAACCAUCUGCUCAGCAGAGUAACAAUUUUGAAGAUAAAACCACUUCAUCUCCUGCAAAUCCUUUGGAAGAUGUAGAGGAAACAUCUCAAUGUUAUCAAAAGAUUAACAAUAAAGCAUGGACAAGACCAUCAUGUAUGGAGACAGUGACAAAUGAUCCUUCAGAUGUUAUGACACAACACAAUCAACCUCACAGCAAGUCUUUCCACAGUUUCAAAGAACAUUUUAAUCAAAGUUUAUUGAGUCAUACCAUGCCAUUACUUGGAUCUCAGAAGAAGAAGAUAUCCAGUUUUCAAUCUCUUCCUGCACUUUCAAGCUUUAUUCUUCAAACUAGUGAAGCAAGCUCAAAGGAACCACAAAUUACCUUUGGUCCUACAUGUGAUGUCCCAAUAAGUCAAUUCUGCUCACAAACAGCAAAGAAACAAAAAAUAACACAUGAUACCCAGAAAACAAUUGCAGCUGAAGAAGCAUCUAUUGACCAACCAAGUAAUAAUCAUAUUUCAGAGAAUGACAGUUUUAUCUUCAGCAAGCAAGACAAGGAAUGUUCACCUGAUAAAACAGAGACUGUAGUACAUCCAGAUAAUAUCACCUUUCCUUUUGAAAGUAAAGAAACAACAGUUGAUGUAGGUAAACUGUCUUCUGUUGACACAUUUGUGCUUGAACAACAAGGACUACCUCAACAAAUAUUCCAGGAACCAGAUGGUGGUGCAAACAUUACAAGUCAGUUUGAGAGAGAAGCCUUGGAGCAACAGUGUGAUGAUGUAGUGGUUGAACAAGAUGGAGAAGUAUCAUUUAAGUCGUUUUCUCCUGACAAAGAUAAGACAGAUAAUCUGAAUGUAACGGAGACCCUUUCACACUCUUCAAUGGUGGGUCUCAUGGAUGAACCUACACUUGAAUUUUCAUCUGAUGUCUUAGAUGACACAGUUGAACAGCCUAACAAUGAAUCAAAGGAAUGCAACAUACCAAAAAGUCCAGAAAAUACUUUUGUGUUAGGCAAAAAGCCUACCAAUUUAUCUGUCAUUUGUGAAGAGAAUGAUGCUGACUUCAGUAAAAAUGCAAGUUUCAAUGGAAAUCAAGAAGAAAGUCGUGUAACAAGGAAGAAGAUCACUGUUGCAGAACUGCUGAAGCGAGCCAACAUCUCUUUCAAGUGUCCCAUUCUUCAAGGUUCAAGGCGAAGUAUAUUUGGUAUCAUUAAAAAGCCUGAGAAACCAAAGGAAGAAAAAGAGAUGAUAAAAUUGUCGUUGGCACUUAAACCCCAGGCAUUACACUACAGUGAGUUCUGUAGCAGUGUACAGAAAGAUAUUGAACAGCUGAAAACAAAAAUAAAGCAGCAAGAACAGGAACUGGAUAACUCAGAGACACCUAUAUUAUAUUAUACUAGCGAAGAUGAGAUGACUCAGUUGGCAAAUAAACUCAAGGACUUAAAGAGAACCGUCUGUAAGGAGAGUGCUAAUGCUAGAUGGAUUGAAAGAUCUGGGGUUAUGAAGAAGAGACUUGCUUCUGUCUUGAAGGACAACCGAGAUCAGUUGUCCAGUGAUGUAGCUGCAAUAAAGCAAUCUCUUGCUUUAGCUAAAGACUGCAAUAACCUUCUUAACAACAUUGAUAGUGAACUUGAUAAAGGAAUCCUAGCUCUACGAGACAAAAUAGAAAAGGCAAACAAGGAAAGUGGCAAUAUUGAUGAAGUUCAAUCUACAAUAAAACAGAAAACCAGCGAGCUGGAGUCUCAAGAAACAGAGUUACGCCUAUUAGAAGAGCGACGAUCUUAUUUGAUAAGCUCAAAGGAAACUCUAACAUCGAAGAGAGAAAACGUAGAGAAAGAGAAGUUAGAACGUGAAGCACGGUUAGCAAGAGAAGAAAGCGAGCGCUUAUCCCAAGAAGAAUUAUUUCAAGAAAAAUACAACGUUUUAAAAGGGAUUCUUGAGUGGGAGUUAGACGAAUGGGACCAACAACACGCAAAGUUCCUAUUUUUGCGACAAACUCUCGAGUUGCUUGUGAUGUUUCAGACAGUAGGUGGAGACCGAACUACUGUCUCUAGACCAAUCAAGAGUAUUUCUCUGUCAUCGUGUCUUGCAGAUGACAGCCACAUAUCAGCAAAAUUCGCUCAUUCGCUGAUCCAAAAGAGUUUGGAUAUGAAGACGUUGGCUGAGUUGAGUCCAACAUCGUGUUCCUUAUCGAAGGCUCUUGAUCACGUGUCUAGUGUUGUGGUUAAUGCACGAAUGAUAGGUGAUGAACUGUACAAUGUCAGCUUUAAUCAUGCCAUGACGAUGAACGACACCAGAGUUUCUAUUAUGUUCUCAAGCAUGAAAGCAUUCAUGAAAUUCUUUGUUGAAUUGGAUGUUGAUGCAACGAAGCAUCCUGACAACGUUACAAUUACAGUGAAGCCAAAGAUUGGUCAACUAUGCUGUGAAGACAUUAUGGCUGCGCUGAAAGCUGUUUCUAUUGGUCCAAAAUACAUCACUCGUUUAGUAGACACUGGCCGACUACUCUUUGAUAAGAAGUAGAAAUUUAUCGUCGGUAUUUAUUACAUUCAGUACAUACACAUUGGAGAGAAGUGUUCAUCAUGUCGCGUAGAGAAGUCUUUUCAUGCAUCAAUGAAAUGUAUAAACUUUAGAAGGCGUGGCUGAUCAUUGAGGAUGGAAGGAAAAGCCUGGUCUUGUUCGAAUUGUAGAAGGUUACGCGAUUGCUUUAACUCAUUCCCUACGGUGAUAAAUUUGUCAAUUUUGUAGUUUUUUUGUGUGUUAGACUUCCAUAAAUUGCUUAACUUCCAAAUAAGGCGCUGUCAAUCAAACUAAUGUCAAUUCAAAUACCUCAGUAAUGCAAAUUUCAAUAACGCACGGCGAAUUUGAGACACCUCGCUAGAUUAGCCAGCACUCGAGCUCAAAUUCGCCAAAAAAAGGUUUAUAAGUGCAUUUUUUAAGUCAUUUGCUGCCAUAGAAGCCCCUAGGACUGCAUCAUCAAGCUCGACUAGGCGGCAAAGACAGCCUUCUGGAAGAAAUCAGAGGUGGAAAGCGAUUUUUCGAAGAAGACGGCAACAAAGCGAAGGUCUCUUUGAAUUGUUGUCGUUAGAGAAAGGUCGUUUCCCUAGUCAUUCUGUGGCAGAUUUCGGAACCUACCAAGGUAAAUUUGGCAAGUUUUAACAUCCAAAGAAUGCAGUCGAUGCAAUAUUUUGCCUGUAGGUGCGAGUGACUUGGCACUUCUAAAAAAAUUACUAAAGUAAGAUKACUGGCCAUUCCUUGUCUCAUAGAUGUCAAUAUUCCCAGGGUGCACUUGGGUCGUGCAUUCGAGAAAUGCUAGUUUGUCGAGGUGGACGUCAAAGGUGCGGCUCUUGUAUUGCCUGUAGAGAAUUAUUCCGAAUAAAAAUCCCUAAAUGCAAGAAUAGGAGGAUGUAGCUCUUCAAAAAUGUCGAUAUUGUGCUAGAAAAGCAUGAAUUUCACGUUGCAAAUUAAGUMAAAAAAGUGAGCUUUUCGCUGUUGUCCCAGGAAGUGCAAAAUUCGGAAUUGAGCAUCCACGUCAAGACAAAAGACUUAUUCGACCUAAAAACUUGAUUUCCGAGACAUGCUUUUAAUUGGAAUAUUGAACUUGUUGUCUUGUUGUCUUGUAAGAGCAAGUUUUUCAGAGGCAUAUAGCCAUUUUGGGAAAUUAUAAUUUUUGGAGUCAUCACUCCUGUGGUACUGAUGAUACCGAUGGCCGUAGGGAAAGGGUUAAUACCCAACGAACGACUGUAUUUCAUGUUUAAAUGCCGUUAUUUUAGUGUCGAAGGUCUCUAGUAGACGUGUGGUAACAUAUAUAUUGACUAUAAUAUAUUAGCUGUUUACUAUUUACUUGUGCUUCUAUUUUGGAUUGGMUUUAACAAUAAAAUUUGACAUUUUUGUAUCAUACUGCAACUCGAUACGAAGCAAAUAAAACUUUCAUUGUUAAA